This is a messenger RNA of Hibiscus syriacus, 1604 nucleotides long. RefSeq names its product receptor-like cytosolic serine/threonine-protein kinase RBK2. The transcript has 8 exons. NCBI's taxonomy places the organism in Eukaryota, Viridiplantae, Streptophyta, Magnoliopsida, Malvales, Malvaceae. Bases 5 to 1399 code for a protein of 464 amino acids. Gene Ontology annotation, molecular function: ATP binding; protein kinase activity. The record is from RefSeq and is a predicted model, not a curated record. Gene Ontology annotation, biological process: protein phosphorylation.
UUCCAUGUGUUCGGUCGACUGGCUGGAAAAGAACUCCGAAGAUUUGGUUGUUCAAACAAGAUAUACAAGACAAGAUACUAUGAAUUCAUCACAUGGAUCAGCUCAAGGUGUCAAUGUCGAGGAGGAGAAACAAGAUGGAUCCUCUCCUAAAGGAGCUACAAAAGCAUGCUACCAAGGCUUGGAAUCCAACAAAACUACUACUGAUUCCCGCUCGAAGUCGCGAACUAGUCGUGUAGGUUCUGGAGCACUUGCUAACUGGAAAAAGCUCUUCAAAUUAUGGAAACAAAGAUCGAAAAAGCGCUUAGCUUCGAUCCCCAUUCUUUCUUCAUCAAAGUGGUCGAGAAAGAUAGCUAGAAGCGCAAAAGAAAAUCCUAUGGUGAGAGAUAUAUACAAGUUCAAGUCCUCUUUACAGAAUUUUAGCCUACCCGAGCUCCGAGCUGCAACAGACAACUUUAACCCGGAGAACAUAAUCGGAAGGGGUGGUUACUCAGUAGUUUACAAGGGCCGUUUGAAAGACGGAAAGUUUGUCGCGAUAAAACGAGCAACAAAUGGGACAGAUGAUGAGAGGACAUCCAGUUUCCUGUCUGAGCUUGGCAUUAUAGCCCAUGUAAACCAUCCGAACACUGCUACAUUGAUAGGGUGUGGCGUUGAAGGAGGAAUGCACCUUGUUUUUCGGUUAUCUCGAUUGGGAAGUUUGGCAUCCGUUCUUCACGGACCAAAAGGUACACUAGAUUGGAGUAAAAGAUCCAAGAUUGCUUUGGGUACAGCUGAUGGCCUCAGAUAUCUUCACGAUCUUUGCGACAGGCGGAUUAUUCAUAGAGAUAUCAAGGCUGAAAAUAUUCUUCUUACAGAAGAUUUUGAGCCCCAGAUAUGCGAUUUCGGCCUUUCAAUGUGGCUACCGAGACAGUGGACACACCACAACUUAACGAAAUUCGAAGGCACCUUUGGCUACUUAGCUCCUGAAUACUUCAUGCACGGCAUAGUUGAUGAGAAAACCGAUGUCUAUGCAUUCGGAGUUUUACUUUUGGAGCUCAUAACAGGACGGAGAGCUUUAGAUCAACAACAAAACAUUGUAGUAUGGGCAAAGCCUCUGCUAGAUAACAAUGAUAUUAAAGAGCUCGUUGAUCCCUCCCUAGGCGAUGAUUACGACGUAAAGGGAGUGGAUCGCAUGGUUUUGACUGCUUCCUUGUGCAUCAAGCAUGCUCCAUUUCUUCGGCCUCAAAUGAAGCAGGUCGUGAGACAGCUGAGGGACAAUAAAUAUGUAGCCGACUGUAGUAAAAAAUCCCAAAGUCUAUCCAUCAGGAGAACAUACUCGAACGAACUCGUCGAAGAACAAGAAUACAACUCGACAAAAAGUCUAAACAUGAAUCGACUUCGGGAAAUUGCUUUAAGUACUUGAAAGCUACUUGUAACUUGGGUACGAAUGUUUAGUGGAAACCAUAUGUAUUUCUUUAGAUUCUUGAAAGUUACUUGAGUAUGAAGGUUUGAUGAAAGUCCCACGGUCGUAAAAGCCAGUCGUAUGCUGUUUUCCAUGGCAUUUGGAAGCACUGGCCGGUAGUUAAUCGAAAACUGAUUCGAUUUUUUGUCUGAAUUUCUUGUGAAAC